GAAACGCGAGGCGGUUAACAUGUUUUAAGAAAACGAGCUCCGACGACAAAAGGCAAAGCAACUAAAAAUCUAUUCAAAACGCAAAGAGCUAUAAAACGAAAAGCGAAAAGUUGAAUCAAACGCAAUUCUCAACCAAGUGCCAAUGCAAAUGUUAAUUGAAUACAAAAUUCACAAGUGCUGAGCUAAAAUUCGUUACACACACAUACACAGUUACACUACAAGGAUUACGGUUACGCGCACAACACCAUCCAAAAUAACGGAGAAAAAAUACGCUCAAAUAUGAAAACCAGAAAGUGAAUUAAAGUUUUUUUAACAAAACAAAAAAAUUAGUAAAAUAAUUCCAAAUUCCCUUAUAUAAAAAAUAAGAGAGAAUUCAGUUGAAAUUCGAGGAAAUCAAAAGCAACAAAUUUCAAGCAACAUGUCAACAGCAACAGCAACAACAACGACAACAACACAAGCAAGGAGCUGCCUGUUGCUGCUGCUCCAGCUGCUGGCCGCCCUGAUGCUGCCAGCGGCGACGCAUGCGCAGCAGUGCGCGUGGGAGUUCGUGCGCACCACAAUGGACAUCAAGUGCAAUGUGCGAGCCCUGGAGCUGGGCGCUGGCUCCACGCUGGACCUGCAGGUGGCCGAGACGGCCAACCGCUUCGAGCUGCAGUGCAGCGCCGACCUGCUGCACGCCAGCGAGCUGGGCAGCGGCCUCUUCCGCAAGCUGCAGAAGCUGUCCGAGCUGCGGCUGGACGCCUGCAAGCUGCAGCGCGUGCCGGCCAACGCCUUCGAGGGUCUGCUCUCGCUGAAGCGCCUCCAGCUGGAGACGCACAACGCCGUCUGGGGGCCGGGCCGCACUCUGGAGCUGCACUCCCAGGCCUUCCAGGGCCUGCGCGAGCUGAGCGAGCUCCACCUGGCGGACAACAAUAUACGGCAGUUGCCGGAGGGCAUCUGGUGCAGCAUGCCCGGACUGCAGCUGCUGAAUCUCACACAGAAUCGCAUUCGCGCCGCCGAGUACCUGGGCUUCUCCGAGAAGCUCUGCAUGGGCACGGGGCUGCCCAACCAGCUGAGCGGCGGAGCGGAGCUGCAGCUCCUCGAUCUGUCGCACAACGAGCUGCGCUCGCUGCCCGACGCCUGGGGCGCGUCGCGUCUGCGUCGCCUCCAGACGCUCAGUUUGCAGCACAACAACAUCAGCUCGCUGGCGCCCAGCUCGCUGGCCGGCCUGAGCUCCCUGCGCGUGCUCAACCUGUCCCACAAUCACCUGGAGUCGCUGCCCGCUGCCGCCUUUGCCGGCAACAAGGAGCUGCGCGAGCUGCAUCUGCAUCACAACGACCUGUACGAUCUGCCCAAGGGCCUGCUGCAUCGGCUGGAGCAGCUGCUGGUGCUGGACCUCUCGGCCAAUCAGCUGACCAGCCACCACGUGGACAACAACACCUUCGCGGGCCUGAUCCGGCUCAUAGUGCUGAAUCUGUCGAAUAACGCGCUGACUCGCAUCGGGGCCAAGACCUUCAAGGAGCUGUACUUCCUGCAGAUUCUGGACAUGCGCAACAACUCGAUCGGCCACAUCGAGGAGGGCGCCUUCCUGCCCCUCUACAACCUGCACACCCUCAACCUGGCCGAGAACCGCCUGCACACGCUCGACAAUCGCAUCUUCAACGGACUCUACGUGCUCACCAAGCUCACCCUGAACAACAACUUGAUCAGCAUCGUGGAGGCGCAGGCGUUUCGCAACUGCUCCGAUCUCAAGGAACUCGAUCUGAGCUCCAACCAGCUGCUGGAGGUGCCCGAGGCGGUGCAGGAUCUGAGCAUGCUCAAGACCCUGGAUCUGGGCGAGAACCAGAUCUCGGACUUCAAGAACGGCACCUUCAACAACCUGAACCAGCUGACGGGCCUGCGUCUGAUCGACAAUCGCAUUGGCAACAUCACCGUGGGCAUGUUCCAGCAGCUGCCACGGCUCAGCGUCCUGAAUCUGGCCAAGAAUCGCAUCCAGAGCAUCGAGCGUGGCGCCUUCGACCGGAAUACGGAGAUCGAGGCGAUUCGCUUGGACAAGAACUUCCUGACGGACAUCAAUGGCAUCUUCGCCACGCUCGCCUCGCUGCUCUGGCUGAAUCUCUCCGAGAAUCACCUGGUGUGGUUCGACUACGCCUUCAUCCCCUCCAACCUGAAGUGGCUGGACAUACACGGCAACUACAUCGAGGCCCUCGGCAACUACUACAAGCUGCAGGAGGAGCUGCGCGUCAGCACGCUGGACGCCAGCCACAACCGGAUCACGGAGAUCACGCCCAACUCGGUGCCCAACUCCAUUGAGCUGCUGUUCAUCAACAACAACAUCAUCAGCCAGCUGCAGCCGAACAGCUUCGUGGACAAGACGCGCCUGGCCCGCGUCGAUCUCUAUGCGAAUGUGCUGUCCAAGCUGUCGCUGAACGCGCUGCGCGUGGCGCCCGUCGCCCUGGACAAGCCCCAGCCGGAGUUCUACCUGGGCGGCAAUCCGUUCGAGUGCGACUGCUCCCUGGAGUGGCUGCAGCGCAUCAACAACCUGACCACGCGCCAGCAUCCGCGCAUCGUCGACCUGGCCAACAUCGAGUGCCUGAUGCCGCACAGCCGCCAGGCGCCGCUGCGUCCCCUGUCCAGCCUGAGCUCCGCGGACUUCCUCUGCAAGUACGACACCCACUGCCCGGCGACGUGCCACUGCUGCGAGUACGAGAGCUGCGAGUGCGAGAUGAUCUGCCCCAACAACUGCAGCUGCUUCCACGACGCGACCUGGUCGAACAACAUCGUCGACUGCGGCAAGCAGGACCUGCUGAGUGUGCCGCCGCGCCUGCCCCAGGACGUGAACGUGCUCUACCUGGACGGCAACAAUCUGCCCCUGCUGCAGCCCGCCCACCUGGCCGGCCAGCGCAGCCUGCACACCCUCUAUCUGAACGCCUCCAAUGUGGUGGCCCUGGCCAACGGCAGCCUCGCGCAGCUGCCGCAGCUGCGCGUCCUCCACCUGGAGCACAACAAGCUGAGCAGCCUCGACUCGGACAGCUUCCGCUCGCUGAGCCUGCUGCGCGAGCUGCACUUGCAGGGCAAUCAGCUGUCGCACAUCGCCAACGACACCUUCGCGCCGCUGCUCUCGCUGCAGCUGCUCCGCCUGGACAACAAUCGGCUGCAGCUGCCCAAUCUGCGGUACCCCAGCAACCUGCAGGGGCUGACGCUGGGCCGGAACAGCUGGAGCUGUCGCUGCCAGCAGCUGCGCGAGCUGGUGCAGUUCGUGACGGACAACGCCCUGGUCAUCCGGGACACGCCGGACAUCUACUGCGUGGAUGGCGGCAUCAAGCGCGAGCUGGACCUGCUCAGCCAGGAGAAGCUGCUGCCCAGCGCCGACUGCUCCGACCUGCUCGAUGCCAGCGCCAGCAACAUCAGCUCCGCCCAGGACCUCGCCCACGGCUAUCGCCUGCCCCUGCUCGCCGCCGUGCUGGUGCUCAUCUUCCUGGUCGUGGUGCUCAUCAUCGUGUUCGUCUUCCGGGAGAGCGUGCGCAUGUGGCUCUUCGCCCACUACGGGGUGCGCGUGUGCGAGCCGCGCUUCGAGGACGCCGGCAAGCUCUACGACGCCAUCAUUCUGCACUCGGAGAAGGACUACGAGUUCGUGUGCCGGAACAUCGCCGCCGAGCUGGAGCACGGCCGACCGCCGUUCAGGCUCUGCAUCCAGCAGCGCGACCUGCCGCCCCAGGCCAGCCACCUGCAGCUGGUGGAGGGCGCCCGGGCCUCGAGGAAGAUCAUCUUGGUGCUGACCCGCCAUCUGCUGGCCACCGAGUGGCAGCGCGUCGAGUUCCGCAACGCGUUCCACGAGGCGCUGCGCGGCCUCGCCCAGAAGCUGGUCAUCAUCGAGGAGACGAGCGUCUCCAGCGAGGCCGAGGAUGUCGCCGAGCUGGCGCCCUAUCUCAAGUCGGUGCCAUCGAACCGGCUGCUCACCUGCGACCGCUACUUCUGGGAGAAGCUGCGCUAUGCCAUACCCAUUGAGCUCUCGCCCCGGGGCAACAACUACACCUUGGAUCACCAUGAGCGCUUCAAGCAGCCCGUCUCGCCCGGCCUGAUCUUCCGGCAGGCGCCGCCGCCGCCCGCCUACUACUGCACCGAGGACAUGGAGGCCAACUACUCGUCAGCCACCACGGCCACGCCCUCGCCGCGCCCCAUGCGACCCGUGGUCGAGUCUCUGGCCAUGCGGCCCCCCUCGGAGCACAUCUACCACAGCAUCGAAUCGGAAUACAGUGCCUACGAUCAGCACGAGGCGCUCUCCAUGAUGCCCAGCGCCCUGAUGCAGCAUCAUCCGCAUCACCAUCAUCAGCAGCAGCAGCAGUUGCAGGCGCAUCAGCUGCAGCAAUUGGCGCGCCAGCAGCAGCAGCAGCGACUGCUGCAGCCGCAGUAUCGCCCCACGAAUGCAGCUGGAGCUGCGUCGGCAGCGGCUGCAGCAGCGGCAGCAGCGUCUACAUCGGCGGCAGCGCCCGUGCAUUUGCGCAGCGGCAGCGGACUAAGUCAGGCGAGCAACAGCACGCAGUCAACAGCACAAGCAUCCACUUCCGCUGCGGCUGCGCAGCAACAGCAACAGCAACAACAGCAGCAGCAGGCCGCAGCUGGAGGCAGCGAAGCGGGCAGCACCAAUAAGAACGCAGGCCAAGCUUUUCUCGUAUAAGCCGUCUCGCUCGCACUCACUCGCAACAAGCAAAAAGGGUUCCUGCGCAACGGCAGCCAUCUUGAAGCAGUUCGCUCAUUCGCUAGCGCAAAACAGGCAAACAAAAAGUACACACACACACACACACAC
This is a messenger RNA of Drosophila arizonae, 4786 nucleotides long. It is a transcript of the gene 18w, whose product is annotated as 18 wheeler. The record is from RefSeq and is a predicted model, not a curated record. Gene Ontology annotation, biological process: signal transduction. Gene Ontology annotation, molecular function: protein binding. Lineage: Eukaryota; Metazoa; Arthropoda; Insecta; Diptera; Drosophilidae.